AUGGAGGGUUUACCGGCAGAUUGCAUAAUUGACAUAUUGUCCCAAGGGUCACCGCGCGAUGCUUGUAGGUCCGCGGUGGUGGCUUCGGUGUUUAGAGCGGCUGCAGAGUCGGACGUGUUGUGGGAUAGGUUCUUACCACCUGAUCACGAAGAAAUCAUAUCGGAAAGUGUGUCUCCGUUGAAGUAUAAAUCUAAAAAGGAGCUUUUCUUUAAGCUUUCUAGUCCACUUUUUAUUGAUCAUGGCCUCAAGGCAUUCUUUAUAGACAAAGCGACGGGUAAAAAGUGUUACAAGCUAAGUGCAAGAAAGCUUUACAUUGCUUGGUCAGCCAAUCCUCUCUUUUGGUGUUGGAAACCUGUUAUCGAAUCAAGAUUUGCAGAAGUUGUAGAGCUUAGAAUGACAAGUUGGCUUGAAAUAGAAGGAAAAAUCGACACCCGCAUUUUGUCACCAAACACAAUGUAUAGAGCAUAUCUGAUUGUUAAAGUUGCUCAUCAUCGUGCCUAUGGUUUAGAUGUUGUACCAUGUGAGGUUUUGGUUGAAGUUGGUGAAUUUUGUUCGCGAGGGACAGUAACAUUGUCCCACAAUGCAUGUGUGAAACAAUCAUUAGAGCGUGUUUGUGGUGAAAACAAGGUUGAAGAAGGUUCAAGAUCAAAAUUUGAAGACAAUGUUGCUAGGGUUGGUUUGGAGAGAAAGGAUGGAUGGUUGGAGAUAGAAUUGGGUGAGUUUUACAACCAAGGAAUGUGUGAGAAGGAGGUUAAAAUGAGCUUAAGAGAAAUCAAUGGUGUUCAUUUGAAAGGAGGGCUUGUUGUAGAAUCACUUGAAAUCAGGCCCACCUAG
Molecule: messenger RNA, 834 nt
Organism: Helianthus annuus (common sunflower)
Lineage: Eukaryota; Viridiplantae; Streptophyta; Magnoliopsida; Asterales; Asteraceae
Product: F-box protein PP2-B15-like
Exons: 3
Coding region: 1-834 (277 amino acids)
Molecular function (GO): protein binding
Source: RefSeq, a predicted model, not a curated record